Messenger RNA from Colletotrichum phormii, 1722 nucleotides. RefSeq names its product ribosome assembly protein 4. The record is from RefSeq and is a predicted model, not a curated record. The transcript is spliced from 2 exons. Gene Ontology annotation, molecular function: protein binding. Lineage: Eukaryota; Fungi; Ascomycota; Sordariomycetes; Glomerellales; Glomerellaceae. Bases 282 to 1436 code for a protein of 384 amino acids.
CGCGGAGAGACAAGCAGCGACAGGGGUCUGAGAAGCUCAACCAUUGCGGCUGUGUGCGGUGACAUCCCAAGCCGCCCGAAGAGACCGGGGUCUCGGCAAGGUGACAUGACUGAUCUGAUCGGUUGAUCUGGGGAAAACGUCUAGCGUCUUUCAAUCCGACCUUAGCCAUCUUCCACAUUGUUUCUUGUUCACAAAAACUUCUCAUUCGUUACACUGGGGAAUUCCGCCGGACGGCAGAGGAUGUUGAGUUUGGGUUGAACGGAACAGAGAGACACAUUGACAUGAUGAGCGCUUUCCUGGAUGCCAGUAAUGGCCCGCCGGCGGAUGAUUCGAUGCCCAGCUAUGAGGAAGCGGUCGCAGGAGGCGCGCAACGGGUUGCAGUAAGGACACAAUCCGUCUCGGGAUCAAUACAGUCCCUCAACCUGCACGACGGCACCCUCCCACCAUCAAUCCUGCGCCUCAAGCACCUCGGCCGCACCAUCCCCCACAACGGACCAGUCACCUCCAUCGCCGUCAGUCCCAAAGGCUACGUCGCAUCCUCCCAGGACAACACGGGCACCGCCUUACCCUCCAGCACCAAGAUCUGGGACUUUUCCCAGAAACCCGGCGCCGUGGGCGCGCGGCUCGUGGCAUCAGACAUCAACAACGAUGCGCCCGUGGUAGUCUUUAGCCCGGACGGGAAACUGACGGCCGUGGUGGAGAAGGAUGCGGGAUGGAAGCGGGAGUGGCGGGUGAAGCUUCGUGCCGGGGAGGAAGGGCGACAUGUGCGGUGCGCAUUGAAUGGUGUCGGGCCGCCGGCGGCGUUUAGUCCCGACGGGAAGAAGCUUGCGGCGGCGGAUCCGUCGGGGGUUGUGGUUGUGUUUGAGGCGGCGACGAGUCCGCCUGGGAUGCCGCCUACGAAGAAGGUGGCGGGUGUGAUGAACCAUGCUGCGCCGACGCAUCUUCUCUUCAUGCCUAAUGGCGCGGACCUCGUGACGCUGUCGAGAGAUGGUACGGUGAGGAUAUCGGAGGCCAAGACGGCGAGGACGUUACGGCGGAUGGAGGUGGAUGGGGUUGUGACGGGGACGGGGACGGGUGCGCGGGCGUUGGGGGUGUCGCCGGAUGGGAGGGUGGUUGUGUCGGUGUGGGCGAGGGCUGUGUAUGUGUGGGAGCACGAGGCUGGGCGGGUGUCGAGCUGGGAGAUGAAUAAGGUGAGGAACAACGAGGGGUGGCCGCUGGCGGUGUCGCCUGAUUGUCGGUUCCUGGCGUGUCGGACGGAGGAGGGCAUGGAUAUCUCGGAUGUGUACUCUGGGCAGGUCCUGGCUGAGGUGACGACGGCGGAGGGGAUCGAUGGGCUGGUUACGGCGGCGGCUUUCUCGAUGGAUGGGAAGAUGAUGGCUGUUGGGAGGCAUAGUGGUGUUGUUGAUGUGUGGAAUCUGGCGCCCUAUGAACGUUGAUGGUGAUGGUGUUUUUGUUUCCAUCUGCUCAUGAACAUGAAGGGGCAAGUGUGGCUCAGUUGGAUCAACCUGGGAAAACGGCGAUGAACGAGGAGGGUCACAUUUAUGGACAAAAGUUACGGCAAAUCAAGGCAAAAGCAUGUUACCUAGUACUUAUACCGGUUUUCACUUUGAAUUGAUAAGUAGCUUCAUUAUAUCUUGUCUAAGGGGGCAGCAUAAUUCGAAGCUUCAACACAAGGGUAUUGUGAGAUGUAACUACUAGAUGUGAUAUGCAAGAGAAUUGGCC